Myxocyprinus asiaticus (Chinese sucker) is the source of this 3596-nucleotide messenger RNA. RefSeq lists its product as uncharacterized. The coding region runs from base 2501 to 3226 and encodes 241 amino acids. The transcript has 2 exons. NCBI's taxonomy places the organism in Eukaryota, Metazoa, Chordata, Actinopteri, Cypriniformes, Catostomidae. The record is from RefSeq and is a predicted model, not a curated record.
UUGAAUUCAGGUGUUCCAAUCACUUCCAUGGCCACAGGUGUAUAAAAUGAAGCACCUAGGCAUGCAGACUGCUUCUACAAACAUUUGUGAAAGAAUGGGCCGCUCUCAGGAGCUCAGUGAAUUCCAGCGUGGUACUGUGAUAGGAUGCCACCUGUGCAACAAGUCCAGUCGUGAAAUUUCCUCGCUACUAAAUAUUCCACAGUCAAUUGUCAGUGGUAUUAUAACAAAGUGGAAGCAAUCGGGAAUGACAGCAACUCGUAAGGCCACGUAAAAUGACAGAGCGGGGUCAGCGGCUGCUGAGGCGCAUAGUGCGCAGAGGUCGCCAACUUUCUGCAGAGUCAAUCGCUACAGACCUCCAAAGUUCAUGUGGCCUUCAGAUUAGCUCAAGAACAGUGCGUAGAGAGCUUCAUGGAAUGGGUUUCCAUGGCCGAGCAGCUGCAUCCAAGCCAUACAUUACCAAGUGCAAUGCAAAGCGUCGGAUGCAGUGGUGUAAAGCACGCCGCCACUGGACUCUAGAGCAGUGGAGACACGUUCUCUGGAGUGACGAAUCACGCUUCUCCAUCGGGCAAUCUGAUGGACGAGUCUGGGUUUGGCGGUUGCCAGGAGAACGGUACUUGUCUGACUGCAUUGUGCCAACUGUGAAGUUUGGUGGAGGGGGGAUUAUGGUGUGGGGUUGUUUUUCAGGAGCUGGGCUUGGCCCCUUAGUUCCAGUGAAAGGAGAUUUUGGACAAUUCCAUGCUCCCAACUUUGUGGGAACAGUUUGGGGAUGGCCCCUUCCUGUUCCAACAUGACUGCGCACCAGUGCACAAAGCAAGGUCCAUAAAGACAUGGAUGAGCGAGUUUGGUGUGGAAGAACUUGACUGGCCUGCACAGAGUCCUGACCUCAACCCGAUAGAGCACCUUUGGGAUGAAUUAGAGCGAAGACUGCGAGCCAGGCCUUCUCGUCCAACAUCAGUUUCUGACCUCACAAGUGCGCUUCUGGAAGAAUGGUCAAAAAUUCCCAUAAACACACUCCUAAACCUUGUGGAAAGCCUUCCCAGAAGAGUUGAAGCUGUUAUAGCUGCAAAGGGUGGGCCGACGUCAUAUUAAACCCUAUGGAUUAAGAAUGGGAUGUCACUUAAGUUCAUAUGCGUCUAAAGGCAGAUGAGCGAAUACUUUUGGCAAUAUAGUGUAUAUAUAACACUUAACGUGGUAGCCGUCAAUACUGCUAAAAACAAAGAGCUGCUGUGGCAGCUUCUGUUGAAUAACGAGACUGUUUGGAUGGAAGAGCUGUUCUGGUGGAGCCGAAUGCUUUGCAGGGAAGUUGCAUCCUAUGAUCCGUCUGCCUGGGUCUGUUUGUGGGGAAAUGUGUGGGGCCGAAUGCCGGAAAGAUUCUCAUGUCAGGAGAGUUGUCACAGGAAGCAGGUAAGCAGCAGCUUAUAUACUCCUGCUUGUGGGCUGUGAUUUGUCAGAUUAAAAUAAACAUGCUCCUCCCGAACCCCUGUUAAUUAACUCCAUUUUGUAUGCACAGAAGGGAGUUCCACUAAAAAACACUCCACCAGCAAGUAAAGCACACACUGGUGGUAUAUUUUGCAUCCUUAGUGAUUAAGUGGUCUGUGUUACGGUUCCGACAUUUGUGCCGGCUCAUACUGUUGUUUGUUUCUCUCUCUCCCUCGUGUCUCACAGGUGGAGCCGGCGUGCGUGAUCAGCGUUUCCAUGGGAACGCUGAACGUUAUCAGGGAGGUAUUGAUCACGGCAAUGAUUUACUCACCCGUUCCACCUGCUUCACACUGAUUGCACUCCAUACUUAUUCCUUGUGUUUCCCCUCUUUCUUUGCCAGUUUAUUUUUUGCUGUCCAGUGUUAACCAUGCUCUCUUGUUUAGUUGGAGAUUGCUCGUGUGUCUGUUGAUUGCCUGUCUCUAGAGGCUGUUACCUUUCUGUUCACCACCGCCUUCGCCUUUAUUGUCACCCAGUUCCCUUGGAGGAGUAUUCCUCAGUCUUUGCCCAUGUGUUGGGGGAGAAACUCACAUGGGCUUUGCUUCGCAUCACACCAGCUUCAACAGAUUCUCUUUGGCUCCUGACUUCCACAAUGCACGCACUCCUCAUACGAACACACUCUUGCCUUAGCCUUCUGAGCAGCUAUUGCAUCGACUCCUCUCACCACUGCAGCCGGUGCUGGGUGCAUCUGAUAUUAUUUGCAGAAAUCCUUUGUUAUUAAUAAAUCCUUUUGAACUGUUCACCCACCUCUGUGUUUGGGUCCUUUUGUCUCCCCUCACCCUCUGACAGAAUAAACUGACCACCAUGGACCCAGCAGAGGAGACAACUCUUCGCUCUGCCCUUUCGUAACAUGGAGCUCUGCUUAGAUGACACCAAGAUCAAUCUCUGCCUCUAACCAUGCUCUGGAAAUGAUAGCUUUGCAGCUCACGGAACUCACUGAGAUGGUCCAGCAGAUCCGCCCUCCUCUUGAUCCUAGUCCCGCACAGGACACACCCCCAUCUCCUUUGGCAGCUCCUCACACCCCAUGGUGACCAGAGCCUUCCACGUUUUCCUCAGACACAAUGAAGAUAGCGUGUGUAAUCACGCUCCUCUCCGGGAGGGCUGGAGAAUGGGGAACGGUGGGAUAACCGACAUCCCUCGAUUCGAUGGACCUCCCCCUCGAUUCCACGAUUUGGUGUACCUGGCCAUCCGAGUCGAUCAACAUCUGACUCAGUGUUGUGAUCAGCGUCUGCGCUGCUCUCUGCCCUCUCGGGCAGCUGACCUUCACCCACAACGCGCUCCUUUUACCAGAUUGUUUGACUCUCACCCCGACACUGAGCCCAUGCAGGUGGGUAGACUUCCAGUGUCACAUAAGAAAAUGCAGCAGCCUCUUGCGGCCGAUCGGGCCACCUCACUGCUUUAUGCCCAUUUUAAAAGACAACAUUCAUCAGUAGUUAGGGGGUUACUGGCGAGCGUGACACCUUUGGACAAGGCCCCCGGACAUCACACACUUCUCCCGGCCCGGCUACAGAAUGGAACGGACAGUCAUGUGAUUUCGGCUUUGGUGGAUUUCGGUGCCAAAGGGAUUUCAUUGACACAGACUUGGCUUCCAAAUGGCGGCUACCCAGGGUCUGAUUGGAUGAGCCCACCACUGCCCACACGCUUAGUGGCAUGCCCUGUCAGUCAUCACCCAUUUCACGAAACCAGUCACCUUUGUCAAAAAGCCUUUGUUAUUGUUAAAUUAAUUUCAACUGUUCUCCUCUGCGUUUGAGUCCCUUUGUCUCCCCUCACCCUCUGACAGUCUGAGACUGAUUAAAUGAAUUUGUCAUUCAAGAGAUGUUAAUUCUGAAAUGAGGGGUAUUUCAUCACAUUUUUAAAACUUGGCCAUCCAUGUGAUACUAAACUGAUGAUAACAUUUUCUUUCAUUAAAACCUGAAACAAACCAUAUCUUCAGUACAAUGUCAAAAGCUCAAUUUCAGACUUACAUGGUACAUUGAAAAUAAUAUUUCUGUGUGAUCUUUCCAUUGUUGGAUGUAAUGUGAAUACAUUGUAAUUAGUUACUGUCAUCACAUUACUUUUUAACUUAAAAGUAAAUUAAAGAGAUAGUUCACCCAAAUUUUUUUAAUUCUCUCAUAAUUUAC